Messenger RNA from Chaetomium globosum CBS 148.51, 3891 nucleotides. RefSeq lists its product as uncharacterized. The record is from RefSeq and is a predicted model, not a curated record. The transcript is spliced from 9 exons. Gene Ontology annotation, molecular function: protein binding. Bases 1 to 3891 code for a protein of 1296 amino acids. NCBI's taxonomy places the organism in Eukaryota, Fungi, Ascomycota, Sordariomycetes, Sordariales, Chaetomiaceae.
AUGUCCGUUGUACUAGAUGUCACCUUCCAGACCCAUCAGGACCCGCCUGUCCACCGUGUGCUCAAGCUCUACGACCGACGAUUUGACUCCGACCAGCUUAUCGAGAGAAAGGAAAGAAACGAGGCCGAAACGCUCCCCGUCAGGGCUUCUGAGUUCCUGGACGAGCCCAAUCAAACCGAGGACCUUGCCAAGUACGAGGCGGCGCUGUGGCAAGAUUGUAUCGAGUACUUUGAAUGCGAGACCAAGGCCUAUCAGCAACUCAGCGAUCUCCAAGGCACCUUAGUCCCACGCCUCUACGCUCAUCUCGUCGCUGAUGCCGCGUAUGAGAUCAACAAGCGCGGCGUCCUCAUGGAAGACUGUGCGCCGCGCAACGUGGUUGUGGACAGUCAGUCGCAGACACCACGCAUCGUCGAUUUGGCACAGUGCAACUUCCGGGAUGAGAUGGUGCGCGAAUGGUACGAGUCGGGGUGGGACGAGGACGAGGAUUGGGAUCCGGAUGUCGAGUAUUGGGAGCAAGUAUCCGGACUGGGAAGGGAUCAUUGCUGGGAUAAGGCGGAGAAAAAAGGAAGCAGUUGCAGUAGGACGGGAAGUCCCUGGAGGUUAAGGGGGCGCGGCCACCGGCCCAACUACAUUCUCAAGUUCCGGCUCAUACCGGAGCACAUCCCCGCGCAUGGAGCGCUCGCUGUCAUUCCCCGCCGCCGCGUCCUUCUAUGCUCUGCACCUGGGCCUGCAGACGGCGUCUGGCUGGACCACGACUGGAUCCACUUGUUUCAGUUUGCGGUUCAGGAUCCGGCGUAUGUGUGGCCGGUGGAUGUGGUGGCGUAUGCCAGGGAGAUGACGGCCGUGGAUGGCAAUGGCGGGCAAACACCGGCUUCAGACCCGCGCGGGUAUUUGCUGCAGGUGGUGGAAACGGUUGCGGGGCAGGUUCUGGGGCAUCAAUCGUGGUUAUGGGAGCCAGCGCCGCCGUCCUGCCGGGCUGAGGUAGCGCAAUACUUCCUCUGCCUUUCGAGGACUGGCCAUCCCGUCGGCGAGGAUGUUGAUGGUUUCCGGGGGUGGAAUGAGUCCAAGGCAGCCUACCACUCCCAACAGCCGACCGAGCUCCAGCGGGACCGUCCAAAGUGGUACGCGGCUCGUGCCAUUGAUGGUAAUCCCAAAGGUCUGUCUGGCGGCAGGGUCAACGUGUGGGAUAUCGACCAGAUGGACCUCCGACUUGGGGCGUGCAUGGCUCGCGUAAGCCCCGCCAUUAUUCAGCCACGAACGAGGGCGGCCUCUGGCCCUCCCGCCAGUGAGCUACCAGCGCCAUCUGCAACCCGCCGUGGGCCGUGGCUGUGCAUAGGAAAAUGGAAUGGCCUGGAAGCUGGAGCUGCGCCGCGAAUCGAACCCUGUCCACGUGUGUCAUGGAAAAAGCGAACAGGGGUUGGCGCCAAAGGAGGAAUCAGCCCCUCCUGGCUGAAGCCAGGAGAGCAGAUUAGGUCGUGGCCCGAAACGGCUUUGCCAAUUAGGCCUCAUUCUGCCAUGGCGGAAGGGGCUCGCCGUUUCGCGGCCAGCAUCGUGGCCAUUUAUAUCAGCUGGGCCGAACCGUGUUCGGCCAGCCUCUCAAAGACUUUCAUUGAUGCGAAUGAACCGGGGAAACCCGGGCCCCUGAAAGCAGUACACGCUGAGAUGUCUGCGAUGACAGCGCUUCUCAACGAGUUGCAUAAUCACCACGACAUCUCUGACCCUCGUAGCUCUGUAGCCAUCGAGAGGGCUACGGACCUACCCAUCAAGACCUGCCAUGAUUCGGUGCAGAUGCUGGAAGCGGAAUUGUCAAAACUCUCCAUCUCUCCUGCUCAUGCUAACACAGCGCCAUCAAAACGCCAGAGGCUCAAGCAAUCGGUGAAAUGGGCCACUGGUGGAGAGACGAGGGUUAGCGAUUGGGUGUUUCGAACCACCGAGUGGAGUGACUUCCUUGAUGGGCAUCGUCGCUCGUUGUGGAUUCACGGCAUCCCCGGCGCCGGAAAGACGAUCCUGUGCUCAAAUAUCGCCCAGCGUCUGCGAAGUCUACAGAACAGGAGGACCGGCUGGGUGUACUACUACUGCUACUUCGGUCGAAACCAGGAUGAAACGGAGCCGCUACUACGAUGGAUCAUUAUCCAAUUGUGUCUUCAAGCUCGGAACGUGCCCAAAAAGCUCUCGACUGCUUAUCGGAGCGGACACCAACUCGGUAUCGUGGAGCUGGUGCCCAUUUUGGAAGCGGGCCUUGAGGCUUUCGAUACUGCGUUCAUCACGAUAGACGCCUUGGAUGAAAGUAUGCCGUAUACUAACCUCCUGGCCUGCCUGAAACUCAUCAUGACAGAACCCCGGUUCAACAAGGUCCCGACUCUUGAUGACGAGUCGGCAAUAUCUCGAUAUCGAGCAAAAGCAUCAAACCACACGCGGUUCCGCUGGGCCGUGUGCCAGGUCGACAUCCUCGGCAGGCUCAAGUCCCCGUCGCAUGUCAGAAAGGCGUUAGCAGAACUACCCGAGACACUGGAUGAGACCUAUGAGAGGAUCAUUCUUGCCAUUCCGCGUGAAUAUCGUGAUUUUGCCCGGACGGCACUGGCAAUGUUGGCCGCCCAGAGCGAGCUUGGAGACAGGAUCAUGACAGCAGAGGUCCUCCUGGCUAUGGUCCUACGUUCUAUGGAGGUGGGUGCCGACCAUUUCUACGACAUAUACGACAUACGUGAGUUUUGUGGCUGCCUUGUCACCUUUGUACCGGGCAGCUCCAAGACGUAUCAACCAGAUCGCGAGCGCGAUUACUACAGUGCUAGGAGUGAAGACGUGACCAACGUCGUGAUGGCGCACUACACAGUCAAGGAGUUCCUGUACGCCGAGCGGACGGCCCAAAAGACCGAGGCCCAUAUAUCGUCUUUUGCGCUGCAAGAGAAGGCCGUCAUCCGCCAGUGGGCAAACCUCGUCAUGGAGGUUGCGGUUUCUGCGCAGCCAUCCGACCGCCUGAUCAGUGAUAAUUCGAUGGAGGAUUACUGCGUCGCAACCGGACGCAAUGUCCUCCAGGUCUGGGAAGACGCCAUCAUCUACAAUAGCAAGGUGGUCGACCAUUGCCUGGACUUCCUCAACCCAGCCGCAUCCCAUCACUCGCGAAGAUCGAAAGAUAGUAUUCUUCAACUAGAAUGGCGCUCCCCCCCAGCCAAUCCUCGGCUUGCCGCGCUGGUCGAAUGCUGUAUCCAGAGACUGUGGCUCCUUGCUCCCGCCGCAUUGGAAGACCUCAACACCCAAGAAAUCAUCGAAACGACAUUCACUAUCGGUAUCGAAAAAGGGCGCGCUAUUCAAAAGAGGUCACAUCCAACGCGGCCCAAGAUGAUUGGGAUAUCCGCCCCGUUGUUAUUCGCCAACGCGGCGCUGGCGAAAGACCUAUACCAACCGUUUUCAAGCCGGAGUGACGACAAUGCGCGGCAGGAAGUCGCCAACCUCUUAUCGACAAUAGUCGGUUGGGAGAGCCUCCUACUCGCCGCCACUGUCGAGCACAACCACGCCUGCCCGGCUGGCUCGCACCUCGAAUGGGUCAUUUUGCAAGGACCGGAACUUGACGCCGCCCCCUGCCGCCUGACGCCGCUCCAGGCUGCCGUCCAGCUCCGGGACUACGAGGCCGUGAAGCUGCUGCUGAACAGCGGCGCCGACGCGAACGCCGUGGGCGCCGCGCACGGCUACAGCUUGGCCGGCUCUGGGCUGGACGAGAGCCUCGCUUAUGACAGCCCGCUUCGGAUUCUCAAGACGGCUCGCUGUGCUUUUCGGACUGAGGUUGCCCAACGAGUAGGUCGCGAAUCUAGGAGGGGUGAUACGACGAAGGGGAAACUUGAGGGCCUUCUUCGUGAUGCCGGCGCUAGAGAGUUUACGAGCAGGGAAGUCGACUGA